Messenger RNA from Oxyura jamaicensis (ruddy duck), 8096 nucleotides. It is a transcript of the gene ZNF644, whose product is annotated as zinc finger protein 644. The record is from RefSeq and is a predicted model, not a curated record. Lineage: Eukaryota; Metazoa; Chordata; Aves; Anseriformes; Anatidae. Gene Ontology annotation, cellular component: nucleus. The coding region runs from base 545 to 4123 and encodes 1192 amino acids. Gene Ontology annotation, molecular function: RNA polymerase II cis-regulatory region sequence-specific DNA binding; DNA-binding transcription factor activity, RNA polymerase II-specific. Gene Ontology annotation, biological process: regulation of transcription by RNA polymerase II. The transcript is spliced from 11 exons.
AGCAUGCUGCAGGAAGCCGGACUCCAGGGACACAGCUGCACGUGACCCGACCCACGUCCGCCUCCACCGGGAAGGAGCCCACAGGUCUGCUCACAGCAGAAGAAGACAAACCUGUCUUGGUUGCUGCAGCUGCACCAGCUCUCAGCCACCAGCUCUGAAAGACCAGCACAGACUCCACAGGUUGUGGAUCACUUAUUUCUGUAAUUUCUCUUCUUAUUUCUCUUCUUCCUCACAUCUAGGAUCUCAGUCUAUUUACGUUGUGCUUGGACUGAACACAAGGCUGCUAAAAUUGGCCUCCUACUCUCUUGCCCAGCAUUCCCCAGCCUCAGGAAUGGCAGCUCUUCAUAAUGGGUUGCUGCAGUGAGACCAGAAGGGUGGUGAUCUGUUUGUUUUAAUGAGGAAGUGGAUCUCACAGCUUAAUGCAAAUAAAACAAACAAAGGAAAAAAGGAUGUCAAGCGUGGUCUUCCUUGAUUUCAAUGAAGGACCAUUUCAGGGAGACAUGGAUAUUUGUUUCUAAAUGUGCUUAAUGGACAGACCAGCAACAUGGAUGACUUAAAUACUGAAGUCACUGGUGCUAAAGAAGAAGAAGAAAUUCUGUGUGAUGAUAAUUUCAUAUCUGAGGAAGAAGGUGGCAUUCCUAUAUCACAAGAGAGCGACACGUCAUUUCAGAAAAACAAUACACUGACUCUGCCUGAGGAGCUAUCAAGGGACAGAUCUGAAAAAGCCUUAAGUGGAGGCCAGACUUCUCUAUUUAUACACACUGGUGCUCCUACUGUUUCUAGUGAAAACUUUAUCUUGUCUAGAGGAACUGCUGUUAAUGGACCAGUUUCACACUCCACCUCAACUAAGACUUCCAUUAUGAAUAAAACCACUGGACAGCCUGUAGGUCAUCAUACAGAUUCCUGCUCAACUUUGACAGUGGUUCAAGACCUUCAGCUGCCUGCAAAGAGUACAACACAAAAAUCAAAUCAGCACCAAGUUUUAUUUUUGUUACCUGAUGUAGCACAUGCUAAGAACAUGACUCAUUCCAUUAAAAAUCUACCUACCUCUGCUUCAAUUGGUUGUGAUUUACAGAAAUCAGUAGGUAAUAGUGUAGAUAGCACUUUAGUAGGCCAAGUAGAAGUUUGUGAGGAUGAUAAAAAUUUACUGGUAAAAGAUGAUUGUGUUGAUACGUUAACAGGCAUUUCCUCAGGUACAGGCGAUUUCAGAUCGGGAUGUGAUCCCAGCUGGGAUCCACAAAAAGAGUUUAUACAGUUUCUUAUGACAAAUGAAGAAACAAUAGAGAAGUCUCCAAUUCACUGUAAAGUAGGUUUAGAAAAAAAAAGAAAAAGAAAAAUGGAUGUUAGUAAAAUAACACGCUAUACUGAAGACUGUUUUGGUGAUACCAGUUAUAUUCCUAGUAAAUCAAAACUGCGAAGUGUUGACUUCUUAGAACAAAAUGAAGAGCUACAAAUGGUAGAACCACACAAAUAUUCAUUGAGUAAAGUAAAGCCUGAAUCCCCAGAUGAAGAGCUGGAAGCUGUUGAUGCUAUCCAACAACUCAUUUAUAGUCCCACUGGUAGCUGUGCAGAAGAUGCUUCUCCUGUUCACACUAGCACUUUUCUUUCCAACACUUUAAAAAAUAAAUGUGAACAGAAUGAUUCUGAAUCACCAUCUACUUUCAGUACUGAUGAACCAUCAUUUUAUCCCUGUACAAAGUGCAAUGUGAAUUUUAGGGAGAAGAAACAUCUGCAUAGGCAUAUGAUGUACCAUUUAGAUGGGAACAGCCAUUUCCGACAUCUCAAUGUCCCAAGGCCCUAUGCAUGUAGGGAAUGUGGAAGGACAUUUCGAGAUCGUAAUUCACUUCUUAAACAUAUGAUAAUUCACCAGGAAAGAAGGCAGAAACUGAUGGAAGAAAUCCGUGAGCUUAAAGAACUUCAGGAUGAGGGUAGGAGUGCACGGUUACAGUGCCCCCAAUGUGUAUUUGGUACUAAUUGUCCCAAAACAUUUGUGCAGCAUGCAAAGACCCAUGAAAAAGAUAAAAGAUAUUAUUGCUGUGAGGAAUGCAAUUUCAUGGCUGUGACAGAAAAUGAACUUGAAUGCCAUCGAGGGAUUGCUCAUGGAGCAGUAGUCAAAUGUUCCAUUAUUGGUAGUGACAUGUCCCAGAGGAAAUCACAGAAAAAGGCAUCCAUGAAAGAUCCAUAUUUAGGAUCCUCAAAAAAGUCAUCAACGUACAUGUGUAAGAUGUGUCCAUUUACAACUUCGGCUAGAAGCAUUUUAAAAAAACACAUGGAAUACCUGCAUCCAACAUCUUGCAUCGAUCACUUUGGUAGCCAUCUUAGACUAGAAAAGAGGAAAGGUAGCAUUAUAGAAGAAUCUUUAGAUUUUGGUAGCAGGACAAAACAGUUGAUGAAACAAUCUUCUACGUUUCCAAAGAACUCAGUUUUAAAACAGGAUGUAAAAAGAUCUUUUGGCUCUACUUCACAGUCCAGUAACUUCACCAAACUUCACAAGAGACCCUACAGGAUACAGAAGGCCCGGAAAAGUGUUUCACAGUCAUCUAAACCUAACUCUGCUGUAAAAAAAGACAGCUAUGAAACGGAAGAUGAAAGUUCAUGGGAUAAUGUUGAACUAUGUGAUUACACUACACAGUCUGUGGAGGACGAAUCUUACAGUGAUAUUAAUCAGGAGCAUGUAAGCCUAUUCCCCAUAUUCAAAGGUAAAAUGGAAGAUCAUGAAGCUGUUGAUAAAUCUUCGCUUACUUAUGAGCAGAAUGAUGGCUUUUAUUUUGAAUAUUAUGAAGAUACUGAGGGUAGUAACUUCCUCCAUGAGCUGCAUGAUCCUCAGAAUUUAGAAAAUGUAGGAUCAGCAUUGCCAAAACAUAAUUCAAUUUUCCAUUGGACUGAUUUGUCACUUGAAAAGAAGUCCUGCCCAUACUGCCCAGCAACCUUUGAAACAGGUGUUGGAUUGUCCAAUCAUGUCAGAGGGCAUCUUCACAGAGCUGGAUUGAGCUAUGAAGCCCGUCAUGUUGUUUCACCAGAACAGAUAGCAACGAGUGACAAAAUGCAACAUUUUAAAAGAACUGGAACAGGAACUCCUGUUAAGCGUGUUAGAAAAGCAAUUGAGAAAUCUGAAACUUCCUCUGAGCAUACGUGUCAGCUCUGUGGAGGCUGGUUUGAUACUAAAAUUGGAUUGUCAAAUCAUGUGCGAGGACACCUGAAGAGGCUUGGCAAAACCAAGUGGGAUGCUCACAAGUCUCCGAUCUGUGUUCUGAAUGAGAUGAUGCAAAAUGAAGAGAAGUAUGAAAAAAUUCUAAAGGCUUUGAAUAGUCGACGCAUUAUUCCCAGACCCUUUGUUGCUCAGAAAUUUGCAUCAAAUGAUGACUUUUUAUCUCAGAAUGUUAUACCUCUUGAAGCAUACCAUAAUGGCCUAAAGACUGAGGAUACAUCUGUGUCUGCAUCGGAGGAAGAAGGGCUGAGUUUCCUAAAUGAAUGUGAUGAAACAAAAGCAGUACUACAUGAUGAAAAAAAAAAUCAGUCACUUACACUGAUAGAACUUCUGAAAAAUAAAAGGUUAGGAGAAGAAAGGAAUCCUGAUAUUUCUCCUCAAAAGAUUCAUAAUCAAACAGCGAGAAAGAGGUUUGUUCAGAAAUGUGUUCUUCCAUUAAAUGAAGACAGUCCAUUGAUGUAUCAGCCACAAAAAAUGGACUUGACUAUGCAGUCAGGUAUGCCUGUGAAGCUUAGAACGUGUGUGCAUUGCAAUACGACGUUUACAAGUGCUGUUAGCCUGUCCAACCACUUACGCGCUUAUGCACGAAAGAAGAGUGCUGGACUUUUGACUGGGACAGCUUUAGACUGUAAGCAAAAGAAGUCAAGGUCAAGAUCUGGAAGCAAGAAAAAAAUGCUGCCGUUACCUCAUAGUGCUGAUGAAGUUUACAUACUCAGAUGCAGGUUUUGUGGUCUGGUCUUUCGAGGACCUUUGUCUGUUCAAGAAGACUGGAUAAAGCACUUGCAGCGACACAUUGUCAACGCAAAUCUUCCAAGGACUGGAGCUGGCAUGGUUGAAGUCACAUCACUACUUAAAAAACCUGCUUCAAUUACUGAAACUUCAUUUUCUUUACUGAUGGCAGAAGCAGCAUCAUAGAACAAGGAAACAUUUUUAAAUUGGAAUUGGAUGUAAAUUUGAAAUAUUUCGUCAUUUUUUAAAAUAAAUCGUUACACUAAAUUAUGUUUAUAAAUCCUAAAGACAAAAAUAGAGGAAGUGGAUUACAGUAACAUCAAAAUAAAUUGAAUACUUAACAGUUACAGUAAGUAGUCUUUAUAUUUUAUAUAGGGUGGAAGAUGUGUUUUUAAGGUUUAUGUUUUUGUCAGUUACUGUGUUCACUAUCAAUACAAGACCAUUACAUGUAUGGCAGCCAUUUUUAAAUCGUUGCACAUGGGUACUUAAGACGGAUUUUAAUAAAAACAAAGAAACCAUGUUCUCUGCAGUGUUACCCAAAUCAAGGCUCUGUUUAUUCCAAAAAGAAUUACAUAGUAAAAUAAGAUAUUAUAUUUUGUUGGUAUGUAUGUAGUGUUUUGUAUAAUACCGAGAACUGCUAAUACAAUUUACUCAACUUAGGGCAUUAAAUACCAUGUACUUCAUAGUUCAAGAGACUGUUUCAUUCAAAUAGGGCAAUUAGUACUCUAUCUAGGUGUGUGUUUUUUUUAAAUUACAUGAGGCUUUUUGUACUAAAAAGUGGAGGGAAACUUGUUUAAACAAAUUUCUAAGAUAAAUAUGUACAUAAUACUGGAAAUUUGUGGUAAGGAAAUAUUCUUUACUUCAGUUGCAUUUCUCACUGACAACAAAGUGGUGCAUCCAUGCUACCUCCUACUUGUCAACGAAGAUGGUAUUUACCCUUAUGUUUUUGUAUCAUAAUAGAUUCAAUCCAACUUUCUUUAUUACAAAGCAUCUUUUUGUUAACAAGUUUGUUUCUUUAUGAUGAUUUACUUAAAGUCUGACAUGCUUACAGAAGUUUGCCUCUCUACUAUUUUAUUUAACACCGUAGAAAUGUACUAAUAAGCAUUGCUCACUACACGGUUAGAGUAGACUUUUCAUUUAUAAUUCUGUUUAAAAGAUUGAUCAUAUUAGAAAAUUUGAACACAGAUGGAAAUGUUUCUACAUAUGAAGAGAAUGUUUACAACUUAAAUUUUAGAGCUUGUUUUGGAUGUGAUUAUAUGUAUGAAAACUGUAACACUAUGCUCAUGCUAAGGACCUACUUACAGAAUUACUGAAAUAAAUGUGCUGUGAGGAUGGAAAUAUGGUGCAGGUGUCUUGGUCAUGCUGAAUUGUGUUUGUUCAUUCAAACUGUCUUCAGAACAUGAUUUUUGUUUAAAUCAUAAGUCAGAUUCCUCUACAAAUCAAUUUUGUAUGCAAGUAACAUUUCAUUUUACUCAUAUAGGGUAACUAAUACUGUAGUUAAGCCAAGGAUAUGCAUUGAUAUUUUCUUUAUAUGUAAAUAAAGUUAAAAGCAGUUAAAACAAGAGGAGUAUUUUGGUAGAGUAUAUACAUACCUCACUGCCAGUGAAAUUGCUUUCCUAUGGUAUAUCUCCUUACCAGAAAAAUCUCUAAAUAAAAAGGUUUAAAGAAAAUCUAAAUGUCUAUAAUGUGAAGCAUUUAUUUGCAUUGUGUGAAUUAAGUUUGUGAAACUGAUUUGUCUUGCUUGAGAUUAAAAUAUUCUCAUGAUUUUAAGUAAAAAUACAUUUACUUGCAAUAAAAUGACUUGUUCAGAUGCAUUACAUUUGAUUGGUGGAAAAUAUGAAUAAAUGUCUGUCUUCCUGUAUGUGUGCAGUUAACACAAAAGGCUUGUUAACAUUCUGAUAAAAUAGAUGAGCUAAAAAUAAACAGUUGUGCAGGAUGGUGCCCGGAGACAAGGGCGUCCUAUCUAUUAAGGUUAUCAUUAAAUUAGUACUAUUAGGUGUUUUACUGUGAAAGUUCCUGCAGGUAACAUAAGCAUUAUUGUCCAAAUGUAUUCCUACUGUUUUUAAUCAGAAAGCACACAUCAGUACCUCUAAAGGCUGGAGAUAAAAUUACGUUUGAGAUUUCAGGAAAGAUAACUAGGAUGUUAAAAGUGUAUUGCAGACAAAUUAUGUGUAUACAGUCUAAGUAAAAAAUUCUAAAUUUGUGCAUGAUUGUGGACUUUUUUUAAUAUGCUGUGAAAGUUGGAAGAUUUACAGCAACAUGUUGUUAAAGCAGAGAAUAGAGGGAAGUGAUCAGAUCAUCUUGAAUGUUUAUAAUGCUUUAAUAGAGUGGUUGUUUACUCAUCACCAAAAAAGGUGCCUGUGAGCACCAUAUUCUAUGGCUGUUCAACAUGAAAAAAUUGGUUAAGUGCAAAAUAUAUCUAACGUUAAGGAUGUUUAUAAGGCAAAGCCAUACCAUGCAGAAUUUAGCAGUAGCAAAAAAAAUAAACUAGGUUUAUAAUAGUAAACCUAGUUAACUUUAUUUAAUUCUUUAAGCCCCAAUAGUGAACUAUUUUGUUGUAACACCAAAAAUGUAAAGUUGUGCCUGAAAAGUGGGGAGCUCUGGUCCUGGCCAGUUUCCAAAAUGAUGCUCUUAGGUUAGGAGCAGCUGUUUUCAGUGGCAGGCUUUCUGAGUGCGAGUGUUGGAGCUGCCCAGGUAGUUAGCUGUGUGUUUUUUGUUAAUGCUCCUGCCCUGCUUGCAUCAGGACCUUGCCAGUAGAGUUUGAAAUAUAUAGAGAGAAGUCCUAGAAGUCCUCUGAUUAUUAAAUUAAUUGUAUAUUUAGCUGAUAUGGACUUGAAUGAUUUUUUUUUUUUAAAGCCACUUUAAGCUUUCUUUAGCUUCUAGACUUCAAGGGGAGCUAUUUGUUUUCUUGGUUUCUGUUGCUUGGAAAUGCACAUCUUUUGUUGAUAGGAGAUAAACCCAUCUUAACAGAAUUAGGAAGGUUCUAAUUAAGUGGGUAGAGGAGAGAGUUGAUUAAGCCAGUCACUUUAUUGUACAUAUCUCAUGUUUUGAGAUGUGUGGCACACGUACACCUUGGAAUCAAUAACUGAGUCUUACUGUCUUUGUUUCUCUGCUAGGUUAGAGAGAGUCUAUGGCAGUCUGUGCUAAAGAGCUGGACUUCUGAAAUUGCACGUGUAAGCAUGAGUGUGCCUUUGUUCACCUUGGCUGUAUUGCUUCAGACUAAAGACUGCAGUGGUUUAGUGAUUUUGUGGUUGUUCAGUUGGUUUUGGUUCCUUAUCACAAUCUUCCAUGGUUCUGGAGUUGCACUUCUCUUCCAGUACCUACCCUACUUUCUGGUAAAGCUCUUUCAAGUAUCAGCCUCUGGAAAAUUAUGAAAAUUUUCACAAUGCCAGGAAACUGUAAAAGUCCAAUCCCACACUUUGUAAGAUGACUGCCUGUAUAUUCUAGUCCCAGUGCUAUUUCAUUCAUUUAAAAGAGCUUUGUGUAGGACUUUGGAAUUGUGAUUUUGGAGUAACUGCCUAACGGUAGUGUGGCUAGGCUGUAUGCAUGGAAAACUGGAUAUGGAGGCUGGUGGGUAGUAAAACAUCCCUGGGCAUUCCGUCCUGUUUGCCAUGUGCUGCUUCAUAUGGAGUGUGCGACUCCUUUUAGGUGGUCUGCACCCACAAGCUGAUGCAGUCCAGCUCUGCCUGGAGAUUAAACUUAUUUGCUUGGGGCUCACCUUACCCCUCAAGUGGUGUUAGGGUUGAGUUGAUGAUUCUUCCUUAUGGGAGAAAAAGCAUAUAGAAGACAAUGCUACUGGGGAGUGAGAGCACCUAAUGUGCCACAGACAGGGAUUUUAACAGUUGGCAUUUAUGUCCUUGGCCAGACUUUUCGUGUUUGAGCUAUGUGCCUGCUUAAACUCCUACCUUUUCAGUCAUGCUCAGGAAAACCACCAAGGUCUCAGAGGUAAGUGCAUCACAGGAAGAACGUGAAUCAUGAACUGAGGCUCAGAGAUGUGCAUACAUCUGAAGCUUGGAGAUGUCAGCUUCACAAGACUGUUCCUACAAAGCUAUUUUGAAAUGAAUACUUUUUCUGGCCCCAUUCUAGAUUAUCCUGCAUGUCAGUAAUACUUUAAAAGGGUUACUCAUUAAUUAAAUCUACCCGAUUUAGAAAAUCUACA